AGAAGAGACAAUUGUCUUCUCUUUUUUUUCUUGUGCGCAUCUGCGAGGGAGAGACGCGACAGCACUGGCGUUAGGUCUCCUGCGUAAAGUCCGUGGCAGAAGCCAUGGUCGCUUUCCUCGCCUUUUCGCGCCUAGCGCGCCUUGCUUGGCUUGGCUUUGUCUUGCUGUAACUCUGUUGUUUCUCUGUUGUUUCUCUCCCUUUCUGGAGUUUGACCUGCGACUGGGUCUUUCGUGGACAUAGAAAGCUCUAUUUCCUCGUUUUCCGUGUGAGUCGAGCGGCGCCCAUCCUGUCGACCUCGUCUUUCCCUUCAGUCGAACUCUGGCGACACCGUUAGCAGCAUUGCCAGGCCUUUCCGACUCUUUCGUUUUAAUUGUUUCCGCGACGUCUUGCUGCCCGAUGUUCUGCUCGUCUUCUGCGUUCCGACUGCAUUCUGCGUCCUCUUCAUUGGAAACUCCUUUUGUUUUUUUCCAGGGGAAUCAGAGAACCGGUCACAAGAAAAGCAGCUGAAAGGGCGCAGGGACCAGAAGACACAGCGGACGAGAGAACGAAGUAGACGACGAGAGAAGACCAGAGAACUCAAGUCUAAGCCGCGUCGCUGGACAACGAAGGAGAAGCGUCCAGUCGAGCGGCGAGGAAGGAGAGAAAGGAAAAGAGUGCAAGGAGAGAGAGGAAAAUUUACGAGAGAGAGGAGAGAGAGGAGAGAGAGGAUAGAGGGAACGGAAGGAGGGGCUACGAGAAGGAGAGGAGAAGAAGAGAAGACUGCGAGGAAACAGCAAAGACGAGAGAAGAAGAGAAUGGCCGCAAGGGAGAUCAAGAACGGCAUUUUAAAAUGAAGGGCAGAGCGCGAUCGCCUUGUCUCUAGGGACUUCUUCUUUUUCUUUACCAUUUCCUCCGUUUUUUGUCUCUCCCUCCUCGUUUCGUCCGUCUCCAUCGAUUGCUACUAUGGGAGGUUACUUCUCAGCUCUUUUCUCACGCCUUAUAGGUCCGAAGGAGGUUCGGAUUCUCAUUCUCGGCCUGGACAAUGCAGGAAAGACGACGAUUCUCUAUCGACUGCAUUUGAACGAGGUCGUCGAAACGCUUCCCACGAUUGGCUUCAAUGUGGAGACGGUGCGCUAUAAAAACGUCGAAUUCCAGGUUUGGGACCUGGGCGGCCAGACGUCUGUCAGACCGUACUGGCGCUGCUACUUUCCGAAUACGAACGCAGUUAUCUACGUUGUCGACAGCGCAGAUCGGGAGCGCAUUUCCGACGCGAAGCAUGAAUUGCAUUUGAUUCUGCAAGAGGAAGAACUGCGGGGCGUCGCUCUCGCCGUCGUAGCCAACAAGCAGGACCUGCCGGACGCUAUGAGUGAAGGCGAAAUCUCAGCUGCUUUGGGACUUCCUUCUCUGCGAGACCGUCCGUGGGCGAUCAUGCGAACGUCCGCUGUCAAGGGAGAAGGUUUGGAUCGAGCGAUGGACUGGCUUACAGAUGUCCUUUCUCAGUCGUAGCCCCCAACGUC
This is a messenger RNA of Toxoplasma gondii ME49, 1497 nucleotides long. RefSeq names its product ADP-ribosylation factor family protein 1, putative. Gene Ontology annotation, molecular function: GTPase activity; GTP binding. Gene Ontology annotation, biological process: vesicle-mediated transport; intracellular protein transport. Gene Ontology annotation, cellular component: cytoplasm; Golgi apparatus. NCBI's taxonomy places the organism in Eukaryota, Apicomplexa, Conoidasida, Eucoccidiorida, Sarcocystidae. The record is from RefSeq and is a predicted model, not a curated record. The transcript has 7 exons. The coding region runs from base 944 to 1486 and encodes 180 amino acids.